Rubroshorea leprosula is the source of this 1061-nucleotide messenger RNA. Lineage: Eukaryota; Viridiplantae; Streptophyta; Magnoliopsida; Malvales; Dipterocarpaceae. The record is from the annotation of a GenBank genome assembly.
AACCAAGAUACCCAGAUUGCCAAAUGCCUUUACCCUAAAUUUUCCCACAACCAUCAUCAUAGCUUCUUAUUGUUCAGUGUUUAUUUCUCUUUUUUUAUUCAAGGGGAUCUCUUUGUGUUGUUAUUGUUGGAUGAUUGCAUAAUUUGAAAAUUUCAAGUACUAUCAUCUAUACAUGGAGCUGCAAUUAGGUCUCGCCCCGCCGAGUGUCGCCUCUGUUCCUGUCAACAGAGUCAUGAACAACUUCUGUCAUGGGCCCUUGAUUCGAUUGGGUUAUAAUUGGUUCUCUAGCACAAGUACUUGCAAAGACAAUGAUAGCGCCUGCGGUGGUGGAAGCAAGAAACGUUCUUUUGGGGAAGUUGUUGAGGAGAACAUAAAGGUGCCUGAAACUCUGCCACUUUUGCUGUGGAAUAAGCAGCCCAAUGACGAGGACGGUAAUGGAAAAGACCUUGAGGAGACCUCUUCCCAUGUCAUUAACAAAAACGAUGAACAUGAUUUGGUGGGGUGGCCACCAGUCAAAACCUGGAGGACAAAGAAGAUACGCCGACAAAGUUACAAUGGCUGCAGGUUGGAUGAUAUUGGUGGUUGUGGAGGGUACGCUAUUAGACCAUCAAAUUCAAAGUUCGUGAAGGUGAAGAUGGAGGGAGUGGGAAUAGCAAGAAAAAUCGACUUGACCCUCCAUCAUUCAUUUGAAACACUCACAACAACCUUGAACGAGAUGUUUGGAAAUGAGAAUCAGUUUGGAUGUAAGUUGGCUUUUCAAGACAGGGACGGACACUGGCUACUUGCCGAAGGGACGCCAUGGAGGACCUUCAUUGGCUCAGUGCAACGCCUCAUGUUGCUGAGGAUUUGAGCAGUCAAUUAAUUUCAAAAUGACUAGGCCAUCUUAUAAUCUCUUUGCUUGAAAAAUCCAAUAAGUAAUAACUAUAAGUCUGUAUCUGUUAUGUAGUAUGAAGUGGAUGUCUAAGUCUGGAUUUUAUUACAUAUUAUCUAAUAUGCUCUAGGUUUUUGUUUUUAAAAUAGAGUGAAGAAUGGAGCUGAUAUUAUAAAUUGCUAAAGACGAG